UUUCCAAGAAAGAACAAACUAAUAGCCGUUAGGACGCGGAAAAUCGUGUAGUGAUACAGUUGUAACUCUAAUAACAUCCUCAGUUGUACUCCGUAAUUGGUUUAGGAAACUCUACUUACAUCUUGAGUUGAUUUAGGAAAGUUUACAUAAAAUUGGAAACUUGGCCACCAAUCAACUUCUUUUCAUUCGAUACAAUCUUGAAUUAUUUCCUAACUCUACUUCUCUUCGGAAAUUAAUUAUUUCCUAACUCUGCUUCUCUUCGGAAAUUCAACAAUUUUCAGGAUCAUUCCACUCCUAUAUAUAUAUUCAUUCAUACAUUCCAUUCUUCACAUCAACAAAUUAACCCUAACCAUCAAUUUCAUCUCUACAUUCCAUAUUCUUUUCCUCAACCAAAGUCUCUGUGCUUGAAUUGAAUCCCGAAACCCCAAUGAAAAUACGCGCUGCAUACCAUCAAGCUGUGAUGAUGAACAGCAAUGUCGAUCCCACUCAUUCCGUGCCUUUUUCUAUUUCUACUACUCAUCUUCAUCUUCAUCCCGAAAACCCUAACAAGCCUUCUACUGAUUCCUUAAACAAUACCAUGAACCCUGUUCCUGUCUCUAUGAUUAAAAAACGCUCUAAUGCCUUGGCUUUUGAUCUAAUUGAUCUUCAAGAUAAACCAAACCCUAAGAAGCAUUGUUUCCGAGUUAAAGGCCCUAAUUUGACCUUAAAAUUAUUACUUUCCGAACCACACCCACACCGGCCUUCUGAUGAUGAUCAUGACCAAAACAAGAUCAUCAAUCCUGUUCCGGUCUCCAUGAUCAACAACCAUGGUGUUCGCGUAGUCCCACAGAAUCAGCCCAUCAGACGUUCCAGGCCCAAGAAAACAGCCUCUUGUCUUAACCAACAAAAUCGCCCAUCAGAUAAUCAAGUGUUGAAAUUAUUGCGUCAACACAUCGACGCCAAUAAUUUGGAGUUUAAAGAUGUAACUGAUGCCAAAUUAAUCUUGGAGAAGAAUCUAACAGACAGUGAUCUUAAAGAUGAUCAAGGGCGAUUGGCUAUCCCUAAAUUACAGACUACAGAGUUUCUAACUCCUGAUGAGGAAACCUUACUUGCGACUAAAAUUGAUGUCAACAAAAACAACAAGAUCGAUGUCAAGGUAAUCAUGGAGUCUAGUGUGUACAACAUGUGUCUGAGUCGAUGGAAUUACGGUAACAACAAUUCCAAUUGGAAGUAUGUUUUGAAGAAUGAGUGGAAGAAACUGAAGAUGGAUAAGGAUCUCAAGGCAGGGGAUAUCAUUCGAAUUGUGUCUUUUCGAUCGGAAAAGCGUCUGAAUUUUGCAAUAGUACGUCCUAAACGUGCAAUCAAGUUGCAGGAUGGUAGUUGUUUUAAAUUGUUUGGGACUAUUAUGGAGACUAGCCCAUGGUGGUAGUUAAUUGUUUGUUACCCUAGCUUACAAAUUAAGUUAGUCGAUUGUUGAUGCACAUCCAUUAAAUUUCGUAAUUAAUUAGUUUACUCAUUAGGGUUUUGCUUGUUGUGAAACUUUACGGUUUAAAAUUAAUGAGUAUGGCACUUUUUCUUAAUCCUA
Messenger RNA from Spinacia oleracea (spinach), 1564 nucleotides. RefSeq lists its product as uncharacterized. The transcript has a single exon. Lineage: Eukaryota; Viridiplantae; Streptophyta; Magnoliopsida; Caryophyllales; Amaranthaceae. The record is from RefSeq and is a predicted model, not a curated record. Gene Ontology annotation, molecular function: DNA binding. Bases 428 to 1408 code for a protein of 326 amino acids.